Molecule: messenger RNA, 1257 nt
Organism: Phaeodactylum tricornutum CCAP 1055/1
Lineage: Eukaryota; Bacillariophyta; Bacillariophyceae; Surirellales; Neidiaceae
Gene: FBPC3
Product: fructose-1,6-bisphosphatase
Exons: 3
Coding region: 1-1257 (418 amino acids)
Biological process (GO): gluconeogenesis; fructose 1,6-bisphosphate metabolic process; fructose metabolic process
Cellular component (GO): cytoplasm; cytosol
Molecular function (GO): fructose 1,6-bisphosphate 1-phosphatase activity
Source: RefSeq, a predicted model, not a curated record
AUGAUGUUUAUUUUGAAGUCCCCGGCGCUUUGGUUGCUUCUUUACCCAGUUGUUGCUUUUACGGCGGCGAGGGCGAACUCGAUUCGUCCAGCGGCCGCGUUAUCUGUCUUCGAUCUGUCGAGCGUGGAGGCAGUACCGUCUAGAAAGACCAAGGCCCCAAUUUUCGAUGAAGUUUGCGACACAACUGGAGUCACUCUCAAACGCUUCAUGACCGAGGUUUCUCUACUGAAUCCUGAAAUCGAAGAGCUGACGACGCUGUUUGGUGCGAUUGAAACCGCUUGCAAAGCCAUUGCAAAUCUUGUCAAGCGAUCGCCGCUUCCCUCCAGUGACACGUUGGGUCUUCAGGGAGAAAUCAACGUUCAAGGCGAAGACCAAAAGAAAUUAGAUGUGAUCGCCAACGAUAUUUUGAAGCGAGCACUCCGCUUCACGGGCCGCCUCGGAGUCUUAGCCUCGGAAGAAGAGGAUACUCCCGUCGAUUUGAUGCCAAGGGAUCCUAGUACCAAAAAAGUUCUAAUCGAUGAGGGAGAAAAGUAUGUCGCUGUCUUCGAUCCGCUCGAUGGUAGCUCAAACGUUGAUGCAGGCAUACCGACAGGCACAAUAAUUGGGAUAUACGAGCACGACGAAACUUGCAAGAUUGAUCCUGAUGCUUUGGAAGAGGAUCGGACCAAACAAGAAAACCUAUGCCUCGCAAAUACUCUGCAGCCCGGCACCAACUUGGUAGCAGCGGCGUACUGUUUAUAUUCUUCGUCAACAUUUUUGGUGUUGACGCUGGGAGCUGGAACAUAUGGAUUCACGCUAGAUGAGACUAUCGGUGAAUUUGUCUUGAGCCAUCCAAACAUUAAGAUUCCUGAAUGCUCAUCCAUUAUGUCGUUCAACGAGGCAAAUACUCCCAGCUGGGAUCGUCCGCUUCAAGACACUUUCGCAAAGUGGAGGACAGGGACAGGAAAGAGCGGCAAGAAAUUUUCAAGUCGCUACAUUGGUUCUAUGGUAGGGGAUGUCCAUCGGACGCUCCUGUACGGAGGAGUUUUUGGGUAUCCUGGCGACAAAAAGAAUCCCAACGGGAAGCUACGCCUGCUUUAUGAAGGAGCUCCAAUGUCAUUCAUCAUGGAACAGGCGGGUGGAUUGUCGACCACUGGCACGCAGCGUGUCAUGGAAAUCUCCCCAGAUACGGUCCAUCAACGUGUGCCGAUUAUCAUGGGAUCCAGACAAGAUGUCGAAGAGGUCAUGGACGCCUAUAAAAACUUUGGCAUCGAAUAA